AUGGCCUCCCCCCUGCCCGACCACUGGGCCGCCCUGGGCGUCGACCGCACCGCCGACGCCGCCACCAUCAAGAAGACGUACCGCAAGCUGGUGCUCAGCUGCCACCCGGACAAAGUCCAGGACGAGGCGCUGAAGGAGCAAAAGGCCGAGGAGUUCCACAAGAUCCAGCAGGCCUACGAGGUGCUCAGCGACGACGACCGCCGCAGCACCUACGAGGCCGAGCUGAAGCUGGAGCAGCUGCGCAAGGAGAAGCUCGCCCGAACAGGCGCGGCUGCGAAUACGGAUACGAAGAGUACCCGCUUCGACAGCCGCGCGUCGAGUGGAGCUUACCCUGCCAACACCUCCUCCCAGCGCUACACCACCGAGGAGCGCCGCCCGUCGCGCGGUUUUGAUGAGGACCGCUACUAUGACGGCCGCCGCAAGUACGACGGCGAAGACGCCUACGCCCGCUCCAGCCCGCCCUCGCGCGCUGCCCGCCCUGAAAAGGAAUCGAGCGCGAGGGCUGCCCGUCCCACGCCCGACCGCACGCGCUCCGACCGCAACAAGACGCGCGACCGCGAAGACCGCCGAGACCGCAAGUUUGUCUCGGUGGAGAGCGAGUCGUCGGACGAGAAGGCACGCUACGAGGCCGAGUGGAAGCGCCGCAACGCUGAAGAAGAGGCACGCAAUCGACGCAGUGCCGAGGAGGAGGCGCGCACCCAGGCCGCCGAGGCGCGACGCAAGGUCGAGGAGCAGCGGCGGUCGUACGAGGACUCGCGCUACGACUCGACGUCGCGCAAGCUGAGCCAGCAGGCCGAGGAGGCCCUCCGCUACCAGCACCGGUCGCGCGCUGACGUGCAGGCUGAGAUCCGCCCCUCGCCUGUGAGGACCGCCUCGCGCGACUACUACACCAGCGAGCGAGGCCCCUCUCGACGCGAAGUCCCGUCCCGCCCCGAGCCUGUGCGCAGGUCGUCUGCCCGGCCCAAGGAGCGUCCCGUCCCAUCAGGCCGCGAACGAGAGCGCGGCAUGCCUGAGAUUGUCGAGUGGGGCGAGGACCGCAGACCCCCUCUCUUCAAGCACUCGUCCUCGUCGCCCGCCGACAUCCAGCUCCCGCGCUCCAUGCCUCAGCGCUCCUUCACGGGCGGGGAGCCCCUCCCACGCGACCACCGCCGCGGAGACUCCUCCCCACCACCCACCUUCUCCCGCUCGUCCACCAUGCCCACCGGCCCCUCCUCAUCCUCCCGCAGGAAAGACACAACCGCCCGUCCCUCCACCCUCCGCGAGACCAUGACCCCCGAGCACAGCCCCGAGCACGACCACCCCUCCACCACAAAGACAAAACACUACUACUACCCCACCCCCAGCGGCGGCGUGCCCCUGCGCCCAGACGACAUGUCCUCAGCCAGCACGCACCGCACCACGCUCCGCGAGCCAGACCACUACCGCCAGCGCUCGCCCUCGCCCCUAACCCGGCCCCCCAUCGGCCCAAACAGACACGAAUCCCAGUACUCGACCGCAGGCAUCCCCCCGCCCCCCAUGGGCCGCUCAAACUCAAGCCGCAACGUCUCCCCCGUCCGCGGCCGCCAGCAGCCCCCGCUCUACGGCGAAAUGAACUCGGACCAUGCGCGUCGUGAGAAUGCGCGCAGGCAGACUAGCUUCAGUCCGCAUGAUGUCGCGUAUACGAAGAAGAUUGGCCCGGAUGAUGUUAGGUGGGCGCCUAAGGAGGGUGGGACCCAGAGGGGUGAGAGGGAGUAUGCUAGUAAACCUAGUCUGGGGCGGACUGCUACGUGCGCCGCUCGACGUUUCGCAAGGGCUGCUGUUACGUCGGUGGGUAUAAGGAUUAGUAUAUGGAUUUGCAUCAAUAUGAAUAUGACGAUUGACUUGAUUUCCACUACGUCUUCUGAUGUGAUGUGA
Messenger RNA from Dothidotthia symphoricarpi CBS 119687, 1893 nucleotides. Its product is annotated as DnaJ-domain-containing protein. The coding region runs from base 1 to 1893 and encodes 630 amino acids. The record is from RefSeq and is a predicted model, not a curated record. Gene Ontology annotation, cellular component: cytoplasm. Lineage: Eukaryota; Fungi; Ascomycota; Dothideomycetes; Pleosporales; Dothidotthiaceae. The transcript is spliced from 3 exons.